AUGCCUCGCCACCAGGACCCCGCAAUUGAAAAUCUUCCCAAUAUGAACUUCCGAUCAACGAUAACGACUUGGUCGAAAUUGACCCGUGAAGUCGACCCGGAUCUUGAAGCUGGUGCCAUCAUACGCAUGGUCUGCGAGACUGAUGAUAAAGCUCCUCUCUUCAACAAUCUCAAAGGUACCGAUAAGGGUCUCUUCCGUAUUCUAGGAGCCCCCAAUGCAUUGGGAGUGACUGUAGUCUACUAG
Penicillium odoratum is the source of this 243-nucleotide messenger RNA. Its product is annotated as UbiD family decarboxylase. NCBI's taxonomy places the organism in Eukaryota, Fungi, Ascomycota, Eurotiomycetes, Eurotiales, Aspergillaceae. The record is from RefSeq and is a predicted model, not a curated record. The transcript has 2 exons. Bases 1 to 243 code for a protein of 80 amino acids.